Sporothrix brasiliensis 5110 is the source of this 837-nucleotide messenger RNA. RefSeq lists its product as uncharacterized. Gene Ontology annotation, biological process: fatty acid beta-oxidation. Gene Ontology annotation, molecular function: enoyl-CoA hydratase activity. Bases 1 to 837 code for a protein of 278 amino acids. Gene Ontology annotation, cellular component: mitochondrion. The record is from RefSeq and is a predicted model, not a curated record. Lineage: Eukaryota; Fungi; Ascomycota; Sordariomycetes; Ophiostomatales; Ophiostomataceae. The transcript has a single exon.
AUGUCGUCUCCGUACGCCACCUUCCAGACGCCGCCGCCCGAGACGACCAUCCUCAAGCUCACCUUCCCGGCGCCCUACGUCCUGCUCGUCACCAUCAAUCGUGAAAAGGCCAUGAACUCCAUCACGAUGGCCGGCCACUGGGAGGGCGACGCCGUCUGGACCUGGUUCGACGAGGAGCCCGAGCUGCGCGUGGCCAUUUUGACGGGCGCCGGCACACGCUCGUUCUCGGCCGGUGCCGACCUCAAGGAGGUCAACAGGACCCGCGGCAAGGGCACCGCGCCCGUGACCCUGCCCACGGGAUCGUUCCUGGGCUUCGCGCGCCGCCUCGGCAAAAAGCCCGUCAUUGGCGCCGUCAACGGCUAUGCCUACGGUGGCGGCUUCGAGCUGGCCCUCAACUGCGACAUGGUCCUGGCCUCGCCCACGGCCACGUUCAGCCUGCCCGAGGCCAGCCGCGGCCUGUACGCCGCCGCUGGCGGCCUGGCCCACGCUGUCCGCAACUUCGGCAUGCAGCUCGCCGGCGAGAUUGCGUUGGCGGGCCGCAUCAUGACCGCGCAGGAGCUCGAGCGCCUGGGCUUCUGCCGCGUGUCCAAGACGCAGGCGUCGCUCAUCGACGAGGCCGUUGCCCUGGCCAAGGCCGUGGGCCAGCAGUCGCCGGACGCACUGAUCGUAACUCGCUCAGGGUUGCGUCAGGCGUGGGAGACGGGCAGCGUGGAGCGCGCGGCGCAGAUCACCGAGGAGCGCUACGGCAAGGCACUUAUGGACGGUGAGAACAUGAAAAUUGGCACCGCUGCCUUUGCCCGCAAGGAGCAGCCCAAGUGGGUUCCGUCGAAGUUGUAG